Fusarium redolens is the source of this 381-nucleotide messenger RNA. RefSeq lists its product as uncharacterized. The transcript has a single exon. Lineage: Eukaryota; Fungi; Ascomycota; Sordariomycetes; Hypocreales; Nectriaceae. The record is from RefSeq and is a predicted model, not a curated record. The coding region runs from base 1 to 381 and encodes 126 amino acids.
AUGUGCGGUGGAGAAGACCCAGAAGAGCCAAAGACCUCAAAGUCGGCAAGGAGGUCUUGUAAGACUGUUAGGAAGGGUGCCUCUGCUGCCAAGAGGAGUAUCGUUGCUUCCAAGCAAAGGGCCUCUACUAGGCGGACUCUCCCGCAGCUGGAACAGGCCAUCAAAGUGUCCAGGACGGCUACGGCGAUGCAACCGAUCGAUCCGGCCGACAGAGUGAAUGACUGGACCCAAGAAAGUGAAGACAGGGCUUUCACUCGUUCGUUUUACGGGUCAAGCAAUGACUUCCGAAAAGGAAAGUCCAGGCAAACAAGCAGCAUUGGCAGUGACAUGAGCAGGCGUGGCCACAAUGGCUCAGACGAGUCCUGGAGAUCCUGGUGGUAA